ACUACAAAAAUAUAUAAGAAAAUAUUAAUUAAAAUAUCUAUCAUAGUUCGAUACAAGCGCACUUAAAACUUUUUAACUAUUUUUACAGAGCAAACAGAUUUAUAUGUAUUUGAGGCACGUAUUCUUUGAGGGUAAGUAAACUUUCUUUCAUAUAAAAAGGGUUCUGUCGGCGUACAGCGCCACUCCAUACCCGACUCCCGGCCAACAUGUUCAAACUGACAGCCAUCUUAUCCUUGAUGCUUAUCGGUGAGCAUUUUUAUACCUUAUUACGUGCUAUUAGAGUCUAGAAUAGAAAUCUAGAGUAUAUAUAGAGAUUCACUUAGUUAUAGAUUGCUUGGAAGGCAUAUCUCACUGGAUCUUUGGAGUCUUUUGGCGCCAAAUCAUCCAUUAUUAAGUUCCGUGAAAGCCAAAAAAAUUCUUACCCGUCCAAUACACGUAACACAGAAAAAAAACUGGAUCUCUUUUUCUGUGCGGACCACUUACCCCAAAAUAUUUAAGAAUAAUCAAGGAUCCAGCAUUCGCAGAAAAACUAUUUUGCAAUAAUAAUAUUAUACAAAUUUGCAAUCUUCUUUCCUAUAUUUGCCCCACCCUUGUGUGUAAAUUUCCUAUCUAUUGGAUCACAUAAUUUGUCUCAUUCGGACAUUUGCACUUUCCUCAUAAAAUAUUAUCCGGAUGUUUAAAAUAAUAUUAUAGCAGUACAGAGAGAUAAAUAUUUAAAAAUUAUUUCCUCCAGAGACGAAUGUUCCAUGCUAUCGAAUAGGCUCAAACAAAUGCAUGUUUUAUUAAGAUAUUCCAACCGGGAUUUUUAAGUGAACCCGUGAUAUGCUUACAAUUUUUUUUGUCAAUUGUUCUCAUGUAAAAUUGUUCUGUAUCAGCGACUUGGUCGCUUGCGGACUCUAGACGACAUAAAAGAGAUGCGGCCUCGUCCCCCGACUUCAGUUCAGGUACAGGUAGAGUCAGGGGAUGUAGAAUGGUAGAAGUUGGUAGAUAUUGGUAGAAAUUGGUAGAUAUUUGUAACGGUUGCUAGUAACUUACAGUGAAAUUGUUUGCAAAGAUGCAUGAUGUACGCAUGCGUGUCCCUUAAAGUACAGGAAACAUACAAAUUUAUUAUAACUGGUUAUUAAUCCUGAAAAUCGUUUACUUGUAGUGUUUUAGUGGUGAUGUCCUGUAUAUGAGUUAUCCAUUUGUAGUAUGUAGCAACUUUUGUUGGGAUUUCUCGUGGCGAGCCCUUAAGUUACGUUAUAUUCAGGGAGCACGAUGUGGGCAGCAAGUUUGUCCUGUGAUUCGUGCGGCAGCGAGUGUGCUUCGGCAUGCGGCACGCGGCAUUUCCGAUCCUGUUGCUUCAACUAUUUGAGGAAGAAACGUGGUCCUGAUGCCAAGUUCCUCUCCCACAACGACGACUACAUAGCCGUGCAUAAGCCAAAAUUCCCGUUAUACGUUUUGGAUGACAUACCCGAAGCUUCGAGUAACAACAUGCCAGCCGAUUUCAAGUUCUAUCCCUAUGACGAUACGAUUGAAAAUAGAUUGCAAUACCUGUAUGAUAUAUAAACGAUUCUAAAGGCUGCCAUGUAUAUAGUUACAUAUAAUGUAUAAUUUUGUAAAAGUUCGAUUAUUCCAAAAGUAAUUUAUAGCAAGUUUUGCUUCAUUUAAUUAUCUAGGCUGGGUAGAUAUUAAAUUUGGCAAAAAACAGUACGCUUACCGCGAUAUUUCAUAGUCAUGUCGAAGGCAACGUUAACUUUAUUCAUUCACGAAUCUUCGCAAGUAAGUCAAUGAAUGUGAAACUGGGAACGCUUCGUAUGUAGUGUGAAACUUGUGGUAGGCGUACAGGUCUGUUAAUUUAGCAUCUGAUUAACUGAA
This is a messenger RNA of Danaus plexippus (monarch butterfly), 1857 nucleotides long. It is a transcript of the gene Trissin, whose product is annotated as U-scoloptoxin(20)-Cw1a. Lineage: Eukaryota; Metazoa; Arthropoda; Insecta; Lepidoptera; Nymphalidae. The record is from RefSeq and is a predicted model, not a curated record. Bases 1258 to 1548 code for a protein of 96 amino acids. The transcript has 2 exons.